Messenger RNA from Drosophila rhopaloa, 1738 nucleotides. RefSeq names its product cytochrome P450 315a1, mitochondrial (gene sad). Gene Ontology annotation, biological process: cortisol metabolic process; glucocorticoid biosynthetic process; cholesterol metabolic process. Gene Ontology annotation, molecular function: heme binding; oxidoreductase activity, acting on paired donors, with incorporation or reduction of molecular oxygen; iron ion binding. Gene Ontology annotation, cellular component: mitochondrial inner membrane. Bases 88 to 1641 code for a protein of 517 amino acids. The record is from RefSeq and is a predicted model, not a curated record. The transcript is spliced from 6 exons. NCBI's taxonomy places the organism in Eukaryota, Metazoa, Arthropoda, Insecta, Diptera, Drosophilidae.
CUGGCCCUUUAUCGGGACGCAUUUUCCGAGCGUUGCAGCUGAGCAGGUGCAGGUGGUUACCCCCCGCGGGCACCGUGACGUACAGCGAUGAGAGUGAAGAGGGAGCGGCCGGGCCCGCUGCGCUGGCUGCGCCACCUGCUCGACGAGCUCCUGGUGCGAAUCCUCAGUCUGAGCCUCUUCCGCGUCAAGAGCAAGCCGCCUGCUGCAAGCUUUUCCGGGUUGGAUUCUUCUUCCGUUACCAAAUAUGUGCCUAUUCCGAGGGUUAAGGGCCUGCCAGUAGUCGGUACCCUUCUGGAUCUAAUCGCCGCCGGAGGAGCCACGCACCUUCAUAAGUACAUCGAUGCCCGGCACCGGCAGUAUGGACCCAUCUUCCGGGAGCGACUGGGCGGCACCCAAGAUGCAGUGUUCGUAUCGUCAGCGAAUCUGAUGCGUGGAGUCUUCCAGCACGAGGGUCAGUAUCCGCAGCAUCCGCUGCCGGAUGCCUGGACUCUGUAUAACCAGCAGCAUGCCUGCCAACGUGGAUUGUUCUUCAUGGAGGGCGCCGAGUGGCUGCACAACCGACGCAUACUUAAUCGCCUGCUGCUCAACGGAAAUUUGAAUUGGAUGGACGUGCAUAUUGAGAGCUGUACCAGACGGAUGGUGGAGCAGUGGAGAAGUCGCACCGCUGAGGUUGCGGCGAUUCUGCCUGAGGAGGGUGGCGAGAUCCGAAGCUACGAACUUCCCCUUCUGGAGCAGCAGCUCUACCGCUGGUCUAUAGAAGUACUGUGCUGCAUAAUGUUUGGCACCAGCAUCCUCACCUGCCCCAAAAUUCAGUCCGCCCUGGAUCACUUUACCCAGAUCGUACACAAGGUUUUCGAGCAUAGCUCGCGGCUGAUGACAUUUCCGCCACGAUUGGCUCAGAUGCUGCGCCUGCCAAUCUGGCGCGAUUUCGAGGCCAAUGUGGAUGAGGUCCUGCGCGAAGGAGCUGCCAUUAUUGAUUACUGCAUCGGAGUGCAGCAGGAUCAAAAGCAACCGCAUGAGGAUGCCCUCUUUCAGCGUCUGCAGGCGGCAGAAGUGCCAGGCGAGAUGAUCAAGCGGAUAUUUGUGGACCUGGUCAUUGCAGCAGGUGACACGACUGCUUUCAGCAGCCAGUGGGCUUUGUUUGCCCUUUCCCAGGAGCCGCUGCUCCAGAAACGCUUGGCCAGAGAGCAAUCUACCCAUGAUUCUCGACUGCUGCACGGCCUGAUCAAGGAGUCCCUGCGUCUGUACCCCGUGGCUCCCUUCAUUGGUCGCUAUCUGCCACAGGAUGCGCAAUUGGGCGGACACUUUAUCGAAAAAGAUACAAUGGUGCUGCUCUCCCUGUACACGGCAGGUCGCGAUCCGGCACACUUUGAGCAGCCUAAUCGGGUGCUGCCGGAGCGCUGGUGCAUCGGCCAGUCAGAGCAAGUGCACCAGUCCCAUGGAAGCCUGCCUUUCGCCAUUGGCCAGCGGUCUUGCAUCGGCCGCCGUGUGGCACUCAAGCAGCUUCACUCCCUGCUGGGCCGCUGUGUCUCCCAGUUCGAAAUGAGAUGCCUCAAUGAGCAGCCCGUCGACAGCGUACUCCGAAUGGUCACCGUGCCCGAUCAGACGUUGCGAUUGGCCCUUCGGCCGCGAACCGAGUGAUACAGUCAUACACGCAUUAACAUAAUCAUAACAAUAACAGUAAUCGUAAUCGUAAUCGUAGUUUCUUUAGAUUUAUAAAAAUAUAUAAAUGUCACCU